Colletotrichum orchidophilum is the source of this 981-nucleotide messenger RNA. RefSeq lists its product as uncharacterized. The record is from RefSeq and is a predicted model, not a curated record. Gene Ontology annotation, molecular function: oxidoreductase activity, acting on the CH-OH group of donors, NAD or NADP as acceptor. The coding region runs from base 1 to 981 and encodes 326 amino acids. The transcript is spliced from 3 exons. NCBI's taxonomy places the organism in Eukaryota, Fungi, Ascomycota, Sordariomycetes, Glomerellales, Glomerellaceae.
AUGGCUUCCCCACUAACCCAGUCACCUGCGACUUUGUCUGGUAAACUGGUCGAGCUGAUACGCAGCUUCAAAACGCCAGGCAUUUUGAAGCUGGUCUUUCGGCGUGGCUGGCCCAGAUUUGUGCUGUCUCUUUUGCUCGGGGUAGUUGCGCUUCGGAAAACCAACAGUCUCCUGAGCCAAGCCACUCUCAACAAUUUUACCCAAGACAAGUAUGACUGGCGAAGGGAGUUGGUGGUGGUUACCGGUGGAUCCGGCGGCCUUGGGGACAGGUUGGUGCGCAAGCUGGCCAAGAACUGCAUCAAAGUGAUCAGCCUAGAUGUUGUUCCCCCAAGAACGCCUCUACCAUCGAACUCCUACUUCUAUGAAGUAGACAUCACGUCAAGCAAGUCUAUCAAAGAGGUAGCAGGCCGAAUGCGCCGAGACCACGGCGAUCCUACGGUCCUGGUGAACAAUGCAGGAGUCAUGAAAAUAGCCUCGAUUCUUGACGAGACGGAAGAGCAGAUUCGUAAUGUUUUUGACGUCAACAUCAUUGCCAGCUUUCUCUUGAUCAAGGAAUUCUUACCGUCGAUGAUCCACAACAACCAUGGCCACGUGGUCACAGUCGCGAGCAUGGCAAGCUUCGUGACCGGGGUCAACAACGUGGACUACUCAUGCUCCAAGACAGGCGCGCUGGCUCUUCAUGAGGGGCUGGGUCAGGAGCUGAGACACCGAUAUAAAGCACCAAGAGUGCGCACGAGCAUCAUUCAUCCAACUUACAUCAAAACAGCUUUGAUCGAAAAGGUACACAGCUUGGGUCCCUUCAAAUCAAAGAUGCUUGAGCCGGAGCCUGUCGUGGAUACCAUCUUCAAGCAAAUUGUCUCCGGCCGCAGUGGCCAUGUUUACUUGCCAGGGGAAUAUGCCAGAGCAGCAGGACUACGGUCUUGGCCUCACUGGCUCCAAGAAACCCUCAGGAAUGCGCAGAAGGAUACACUAUUGCAUUAG